AUGAGCUGCAAUUUGAAUGGUUCUGUUCCAUCCACCUUUGCCAACCUCACCAAGCUGAUUUAUAUCGAUUUGUUUGCCAACUCUUUGACCGGCUCACUUUCCUCUACAUCGUUUGAAGGUCUUUCCGAUCUCACUCAUCUGAAUUUGAGGUCCAAUUCAUUCUCUGGUGACAUUCCCCAAUCUCUCUAUGCUCUCCCUUCAUUGUUGCUACUUUAUCUUGGAGACAACCAGUUUACUGGCACUUUUCAACUCGAUAGCUUGCAAAGCCUUGCCAAUAAUCUUACAAACCUUGACCUAUCUAACAACAACUUGUCUGUAGAUGUUGGAAGUGGGAACUCAAGUUCAUACGGACGUCUCACGUUAAAACAGCUAUACCUAGCUUUGUGCAACUUGUCUGAAUUUCCAUAUUUAAUCAAAUUUAUGGAUCUAGAGGAAUUGAUUCUCUCAAAAAAUCGUAUUGCAAGUGAGAUACCUAGUUGGAUUUGGGGAACACGACUUGAUACUUUAUACCUCUCAUCUAAUCUUGUAACGGGUCUGCAGAAGCCUUAUCAUAUCCCUGCUUCUAUUCGGAUCAUAGACUUAGGCUCUAAUCAGUUGAAGGGUGAGUUAGAGCUGUCUAUUCCUCCGGAAUCUACACUCUUGUCCUUGUCUCUUAAUAAUAACAGUUUAAGUGGAUCAAUUCCAACCUUCCUCUCCAAUGUCACAAAUAUCGACCAUCUUGUCUUGUCUGACAACAAAUUAAGUGGUGCCAUUGAAAGUGCGAAAAGUGCUCAAAUCCGAGUGACGAAAACUAGUCUAUCAGCCAUCCCCGUUGGCCUACUUGAAAACAUUGGAGUGAUUGAUUUGAAGCAAAACAACAUCAUUGGUAACAUUCCAGAUAUUAUUUCUAUGGAGUGUACACUACGUUAUUUGGAGCUUAGCAACAACAAUUUAGAAGGAAAGAUCCCAAAGUCCCUCGAAAGGUGCGAGUCAUUAGCGUUCAUGAAUGUUGGGUACAACAACAUCGAUGACACAUUCCCAUGCAUGCUAUCGUCCACGUUAAGUGUUCUUGGUUUGUGCUCCAACAGAUUCUAUGGAGAUGUGUCAUGUCACAAGAGCUGGUCAAGGCUUCGAGUUCUAGAUAUAUCUUCAAAUAAUUUUGGUGGAAGUCUGGAAUCAAUGAACUUCUCUAGUUGGAGUGGAAUGAUGAUGGAGAAUGUGUCGGAUUCGUACUGA
Messenger RNA from Salvia hispanica, 1215 nucleotides. Lineage: Eukaryota; Viridiplantae; Streptophyta; Magnoliopsida; Lamiales; Lamiaceae. The record is from RefSeq and is a predicted model, not a curated record.